AUGUUACCCCGACGCAAAAGUCGCCCACUCCCUACGGCGAUAUUUCUCAUUAUUGCCACCUACGUUCUUUUCUUCUGGCUCCCCAAAACACAAUCACUCCGACGUCUCCCAAAGCCCAUUUCUCGCCAAGACACAACAAUUCGCUCAGAUGCCAUUCGUCUAAACAAAGUCGCCGAGAAAUAUCCUGUGAAAGAAUUCAUCCAAUUACCCACCGGUUCAGCAACCAUCCCGCGCAUCCAAUAUGAGUUUCCCAAGGAAACCAACAGCGAGCGCCGUCAACGCCUGAAAAGGCGCGAUGCUGUCAAGAGUACAUUCAUGCACGCCUGGAAUGGCUACAAAGAACGCGCCUGGCUGCGCGAUGAAGUCAAACCCACCUCGGGUUUCCACACGGAUUCCUUCAAUGGGUGGGGUGCCACCCUGGUCGAUUCCAUGGACGCGCUAGUCAUUAUGGGUCUGGACGACGAGCUGGAGCUCGCCCUUGAAGCUCUAAAAGAGAUCGAUUUCACAACAACGAAGAGUAAACAGGUGCCUGUUUUCGAAAUUAUUAUCCGCUACAUGGGCGGCUUCAUGGCCGCCCAUGAUCUGACCAACGGGAAGCAUCCGAUUUUACUGGAGAAAGCUACCGAACUGGGUGAGAUGAUCUACCAUGCGUUUGAUACGCACAAUCGCAUGCCUGCUGUGCGCUGGGAUUGGACAAAAUCCGCCAAAGGCGAAGAAAUCAGCCCAUCCCCUCGAACCAGUUUAGCGGAAGCUGCUUCCCUGACGCUGGAGCUUACGCGGUUAACACAAGUGACGGGAGAUCCCAAGUAUUACGACGCAGUACAGCGGGUCAUGGACGAGCUUGAGAUUGGACAAGACAAAACCCGCAUCCCUGGCCUGUGGCCUACUUGGCUAGACCUGGACAGGAUGAAUUUCGAGGACUCCGAGUUCACGAUCGGCGGAUGUGCCGAUUCUGCAUACGAGUAUCUUCCGAAAUCUCACAUUCUCCUCGGCGCGCAGACAGACAAGUACCGCAAGAUGUACGAGAAAGCGAUCAAAGCGUUCAACGACAAACUGCUGUUCAGGGCCAUGACCAAAGAUGAAGAUCAACAUAUCCUUUUUGCUGCGGAUGCUAUUGGCCUGCGGGGCAAUUCUCAGACUUUGAAAUACUCGGCUGAUCACUUGAAGUGUUUCAUGGGUGGCUCGGUGGCGAUUGCGUCUAAGAUCUUCAAUCGACCACAGGAUAUGUUUGUUGCGCGCGGUCUGACAGAUGGAUGUGUAUGGGCCUACGAUAUCAUGCCGACCGGAAUCAUGCCCGAGAUCUUCAAGGUUAGUCAUUGCCAGGAACUUGACCAUUGUCCAUGGGACGAGGAAAAGUGGAUGUCGGAGGUCAUUUCACGAUCCAUUGAUUCUGCGGAGACGAGAGAGGCGGCGGAGGAUCAAAUCGAGGCAGAGAAGUUGCCGCCCGGUGUCACGGAGAUCAAGGACCCAAACUAUAAGCUGAGACCCGAGGCCCUCGAGUCUGUUUUCAUAAUGUACCGGAUUACUGGAGAUAAAAAGCUUCUGGAUACAGCUUGGCGCAUGUUCCAGCACAUUGACAAGGCAACACGCACCAAGUACGGACAUUCGACUAUCAAAGACAUCCGUCACUCAAAGCCAAGGUUUGAGGAUAAGAUGGAGAGUUUCUGGCUCGCAGAGACCCUGAAGUAUCUCUACCUGAUUUUCUCCGAGCCAGAUCAUAUCAGUCUGGAUGAGUAUGUCCUGAGCACUGAAGCCCACCCUUUCAGGCGACCGGAUGCAAUUAAGCAUUCGAAAACUCAUCAAUGA
Penicillium salamii is the source of this 1806-nucleotide messenger RNA. Lineage: Eukaryota; Fungi; Ascomycota; Eurotiomycetes; Eurotiales; Aspergillaceae. The record is from the annotation of a GenBank genome assembly.